Molecule: messenger RNA, 760 nt
Organism: Eurypyga helias (sunbittern)
Lineage: Eukaryota; Metazoa; Chordata; Aves; Eurypygiformes; Eurypygidae
Gene: PEX3
Product: peroxisomal biogenesis factor 3
Exons: 8
Biological process (GO): protein import into peroxisome membrane
Cellular component (GO): peroxisomal membrane
Molecular function (GO): protein-macromolecule adaptor activity
Source: RefSeq, a predicted model, not a curated record
GCCAGCAAACAAGUUAGAAAUAUGGGAGGAUUUAAAGAUAAUAAGUUUCACAAGAAGCAUUGUAGCUGUCUAUAGUACCUGUAUGCUCGUAGUCCUUCUGCGAGUCCAGUUAAAUAUUAUUGGCGGUUACAUCUACCUGGAUAACGCUGCGCUCGGCAAAAACAGCACCACACCGCUCGCCCCCCCUGAAGUUCAGCAGCAAUAUUUAUCCAGCAUUCAGCACCUUUUAGGAGAUGGACUGACGGAGUUAAUAACUAUUGUUAAACAAGCUGUGCAUAAAGUUUUUGGAAGUAUUUCCCUUAAGCACACCCUCUCUCUUCUGGAGCUGGAGCAGAAACUUAAAGAUAUCAGGAAAGUAGUGGAAGAUAAAAAUUCAGAUCAGAUUGCAUCUAACUCUCCCUUGUGUCAUUAUCUGAUGCCAGAUGAAGAAAACCCUUUGGCUACCCAGGCCUGUGGACUCACAGAAAGAGACAUUGCUACGAUUAAAUUACUUAAUGAAACGAGAGACAUGCUAGAAAGUCCAGACUUCAGUACCGUUUUGAGCACGUGUUUAAACAGAGGAUUCAGUCGGCUGCUGGACAACGUGGCGGAGUUUUUUAGACCUACUGAACAGGACCUCUCUCGGAAUGGUUCUGUCAAUAGUCUUUCCAGUGUCAGUCUUCCUUUAGCCAAGAUAAUUCCAAUAAUAAAUGGACAAAUCCACUCAGUAUGCAGUGAAACACCCAGUCACUUUGUUCAGGUAAGAAUCUUUCUUAUUUAA